Micromonas commoda is the source of this 1197-nucleotide messenger RNA. RefSeq lists its product with no specific name. The annotation marks the transcript as partial. Gene Ontology annotation, cellular component: intracellular membrane-bounded organelle; cytosol; membrane. The transcript has a single exon. The record is from RefSeq and is a predicted model, not a curated record. Gene Ontology annotation, molecular function: sterol binding. NCBI's taxonomy places the organism in Eukaryota, Viridiplantae, Chlorophyta, Mamiellophyceae, Mamiellales, Mamiellaceae.
AGGGCGCGUCUCCCCGCGCCGCAGCCCGUGAACCAGAGCUUCUCGCUCUUUUCCAUCCUGAGGCACGCCAUCGGCAAGGAUCUGACCAAGAUCUCCCUCCCCGCCACCAUCAACCAGCCGCUGACCAUCAUCCAGAGGACGGUGGAGGAUUUGGAGUACAUUCACCUGCUGUACGACGCCCUGGACGCGCGGGGGAUCAAUCGAAUGACCGCGCUCGUCGCGUUUUGCGUCUCGGCGUUUGGCGGGUGGUACUGGCGAAAGGAGAAGCCCUUCUCGCCGACGCUGGGCGAGACGUACGACUGGACGAGCCCGGACGGGCGGGUGCGCGCGCUCGUGGAACAGGUGGAGUACUUCCCGCCGGUGUGCGUGUGGCACGUGGAGGGCACGUCGCCGGGUGGGACGCGGUUCGAGAUGAGCGGCGAGCUGGCUGGUAUAUCCAAGUUUUGGGGCUCUUACGUCGAAUUUUUGGUCAACGGGUGCCUGCACAUGCGACUCCCCGACACCGGCGAGAGGUUCUCGUGGGAAAAAGCGGCGAUGCACGUGCACAACGUCAUCUCCGGUGACCUCUGGAUCGACAUGGUGGGCACGCAACGCGUCGUGGCGCACACCACGGGCGAGACGGCUUCGUUUAAGCUCCACCGAGCGUCCAAGCGCGAGCGGCGCGGUAAGGUGACCGGGGAGAUUCGCGACAAGGACGGCGCCAAGUUCGCGACCGUCGCCGGCAGCGCCGUCGGGGACGUGUACGUCACGCCGGAGCCCGGGUACGUCGGAUCGGAGACGCUCGACCCGAGGUACCGCGGUCAGGAGGGUGACCCGAUUUUCACCUGGCGCGGUUUGGCGCCGGAUGCGAUGCAGCAGUACGGGUUCACCGAAUUCGCCAUGUCCCUCAACGAGCUCACCCGCGAGCAGCUCAGGAACCUUCCCCCGACGGACUCCAGGCUCAGGCCCGACACCAGGGCGCUCGAGGAUGGCGACGGGCACAGGGCGAACGUCUCCAAGGCUAAGAUUGAGGAACAGAACAGGCGGCUGGACAAGGAGAGGAAAAAGAAGAAGGAGACCCACGAGCCCCUCUGGUUCGAGAAGCGCGACGGCGCCGGCGCGGCGUCCAAAUCGCGCAAGGUGAACUACCUCGAGCACGGCGAGGGUUUGUACAAGUACAAGGGCGGCUACUGGGAGCGACGGGAGACUGGUCAGUGG